This is a messenger RNA of Boleophthalmus pectinirostris (great blue-spotted mudskipper), 2849 nucleotides long. RefSeq names its product proteasome activator subunit 4a (gene psme4a). Gene Ontology annotation, molecular function: proteasome binding; peptidase activator activity. Gene Ontology annotation, cellular component: spermatoproteasome complex; cytosol; nucleus. The record is from RefSeq and is a predicted model, not a curated record. The transcript is spliced from 23 exons. Gene Ontology annotation, biological process: proteasomal ubiquitin-independent protein catabolic process. NCBI's taxonomy places the organism in Eukaryota, Metazoa, Chordata, Actinopteri, Gobiiformes, Gobiidae. Bases 16 to 2775 code for a protein of 919 amino acids.
CUUGUCAAAAAAUCAAUGGAAAACAGACUCCAUGGCAGAAAGCAGCACAUCAGAGCUCUGCUCAUAGACAGAGUUAUGCUUCAGCAUGAGCUGCGAAAGCUGACAGUGGAAGGUUGUCAGUACAGAACUAUUCACCAAGACCUGAUGAAAGAUCUGUUAAGACUUUCCACAAGCACCUACAGCCAAGUCCGAAACAGAGCUCAAACUGUGCUGUUCACUGCACUGGGGACCUAUAACUUCUGCUGCAGAGAUCUGAUUCCUCAUGUAUUGCAGUUUCUCAACCCAGACAACAGCAGUGUUACCCAGCAGCAGUUCAAAGGUGCCCUGUACUGCCUUCUUGGAAAUCACAAUGGUGUGUGCCUGGCCAAUCUGCAUGACUGGGAUUGUAUUUCUUUGACAUGGCCAGCUAUUGUGCGGUCUGGCCUUAGCUCUGCUAUGUCCCUGGAAAAGCCCUCAAUUGUGCGCCUGUUCGAUGACCUUGCAGAUAAAAUCCACCGCCAGUACGAGACUAUUGGCAUCGACUUUGCUAUUCCCUCUGAAUGCUGUGCUGUGGCCAAACAGCUUAUGGGCACUGCUGCCCCUGUGCCCUCUGAGCCUGUUCCCACAGAUGAGAAUGUAGCUGAAGGUUUGCAGAGACAAGAACAGAAGAACACAGAGUCUGUGCAGAAAUAUAAUCAACUGAUUGUUGACCUUUUGGAUAACUUAAGCAACAGAAACUUGCCCUGGAAAUUUGAACAUAUUGCAAUUGGCUUUUUGUCAUUGUUACUGAGAGAUGACCAUCAACUCCCACCAGCUGCUAUCACUUUCUUUGUUAAAAGUCUCAAUCAUGACUCGCUGUAUGUUCGCAAGGUGGCAAUAUCAGCUGUAGCAGGAAUCAUGAAACAGAUUAAGAGACCACAUAAGAAAGUCUCAGUCAGUCCAUCUAAGCUUUGUGACAUCAAGGGGUCCAGUAAUAUUGUAGCAGGAGACCGACCGGACAACAAGUGGCUUCAGUAUGAUAGCAGCAGCCUGCCGCGCACACAGGAGGCCUGGGACACGUGUGUGUUUGUGGAAAAGACUCACUGGGGAUAUUACUCCUGGCCAAAGGAGCUGACAAUGUAUGCACCGUCAGAAGAACAGCCCAAACAAGACCUUACUAGAGACGAAAUGACCGAGAGAGAACAGAUUAUAUAUGACCAUUUCACCGACCCUGCCUUCAUCAACCAGUUCAUUGAGUUUCUGUCCCUGGAAGACCGAAAGGGCAAAGACACAUUCAGCCCGCGCCGAUUUUGUUUGUUCAAAGGUUUAUUCCGCAACUUUCAUGAUGCCUUUCUGCCACUGCUGCAGCCGCACAUGGAGCGCCUUGUUGCAGACUCCCAUGAAAGCAAGCAGCGCUGUGUGGCGGAGAUCAUCUCUGGAUUGAUCAGAGGUUGCAAACACUGGAGCUAUCCAAAGGUUGAAAAACUUUGGAAAAUGUUGUGUCCCUUACUACGCACUGCUCUGUCAAAUAUCACAAUAGAAACCUAUGCAGAUUGGGGCACUUGCAUUGCCACUGCUUGUGAGAGCAGAGACCCACGAAAACUGCACUGGCUGUUUGAGAUGCUCAUGGAGUCUCCUGUGAAUGGAGAAGGCGGGUCCUUUGUGGAUGCCUGUCGCCUGUAUGUGCUGCAAGGAGGGCUUGCUCAACAGGAGUGGCGUGUUCCAGAGCUCCUACACAGAUUGCUGCAAUAUUUAGAGCCCAAACUUACACAAGUGUACAAAAAUGUGCGAGAAAGAAUUGGCAGCGUCCUCACUUAUAUCUUCAUGAUUGAUGUGAAUCUACCAUUCACCGAGCCAACCAUGUCUCCACGCAUCUGUGAUUUUACUGAACGUGUUUUAUUGCGUCUGAAACCUCUGACUGAAGGUGAUGAAGAAAUACAAAAUCAUGUGAUUGAGGAGAAUGAGGUGGGGGAGCAAGAUGAGAGGACCCAAGCGAUAAAACUCUUAAAAACAGUAUUGAAAUGGCUAAAAGCGAGUGCUGGACGGUCAUUCUCCACUGCUGUUACCGAACAGUUACGAUUCCUCCCUUUACUCUUCAAGAUUGCUCCAGUUGAGAAUGAUGACAGUUAUGAUGAGCUAAAACGUGAUGCAAAGACAUGCCUGUCUCUAAUGUCUCAGGGGCUGCUCUACACAGAGCAAAUCCCCAUGGUUCUAGAGGUGCUGCGGGAGAUUGCUGGCAGUAAUUCCUGGCAUGCUCGAUACACUGUACUGACAUAUCUUCAAAUCAUGGUUUUCUAUAACCUGUUCACUGUCAUGAGCGACCAGGAGAUUGUGAACAGUAUCCGGUCACUGGUUAUCAAACUUCUGGAGGAUGAACAACUUGAGGUUAGAGAAAUGGCUGCUACAACACUCAGUGGCUUUCUACAGUGCAAUUUUCUAUCAAUGGAUGGCCCAAUGCAAGCUCAUUUUGAAGCUCUCUGCAAGACACGAUUGCCAAAAAAGAGGAAGAGAGAGCUUGGUGCUAUGGUGGACCCCAUACCUUCAGCUGAUCUGGUACGGCGCCAUGCUGGUGUCCUUGGACUGAGUGCAUGUAUACUCUCCAGCCCGUAUGAUGUCCCCACCUGGAUGCCUCAGUUGUUAAUGGACUUGAGUGCUCACCUGAAUGAUACCCAACCUAUAGAGAUGACUGUGAAGAAAACCCUCUCAAACUUCAGGCGAACACACCAUGACAACUGGCAGCAGCAUAAGCAGCAGUUCACCGAUGAUCAGCUCCUUGUCCUGACUGACCUGCUUGUGUCUCCCUGUUAUUAUGCUUAAUACCAGGUAAUUACCCAAAUAAACCCCUAUAACGCUUUAAUAAAAAAAAAAAGUCUCUUGAAUGUGUUACUAUU